GUAACAUAACAAUAUUGCCACAUUUACUCGGCUAUCUCUCUCUCUCUCUCUCUCUCUGUUUCUAGUGUUCUAGUUUCUCCUCAUCAAUGGCUUCAGCAAUGUCCAUGAAUGCAUCACCUGUUCAUCCACCAAAGAUAACAACCGUGAAAGCACUAGUUGAAUCAACUGGCUCCUCCUCCAUCCCUUCGUUUUACAACUUCACCCCUUAUCUCCGUGAUGAACCAAUAGCCGGUGAUGCACCAAUAGCCGGUGAUGCAGAAGAUUCAGUCCCCAUUAUCGACAUCUCUCUUCUUGUUUCUGGUACUCCUGAAGAACAGUCCCAAAUCAUCCAUCAACUCAGCAAAGCCUGCUCAGACUGGGGCUGCUUCAUGGUGAUUAAUCAUGAUGUGACGGAGAGUCUGACGAAGGCAAUGAUAGCUUCGUUUCAAGAAUUUUUCGACUUGCCAGAGGAGGAGAAGAAAGAGUAUCAAGGAAACCAUGUCAUGGAUCCAAUCAGGUGUGGUACAGGCUUUAAUCCUUCAAUGGAUAAAGCAAACUAUUGGAGAGAUUUUCUCAAGUGCUUCGCCCAUCCUGAAUUUCAUACACCCAACAAACCAGCUGGGUUCAGUGAGAUUGCAAGGGAGUUCAGCAAAAGAAACCGGGAAGUAGUAAUAAUAUUGCUGAAAGCUAUAUCAAAGAGCUUGGGGUUAGAAGAGAGCUACGUAGAAAAGGCUGCCAAUUUCGAGUUGGGUUUUCAGUUGCUUGCUGCUAACUAUUAUCCAACUUGUCCAGAGCCAGAGAAAGCAAUUGGCAUCCCCGCUCACUAUGACCAUGGUCUGUUAACCACUUUGGUAAAUAAUGGCGUCUCUGGCCUUCAAGUAAAGCAUAACGAAAAAUGGUUUAAUGUCAAUAUCCCUGCCAAUGUACUCUUUGUUCAAGUUGCUGAUCACUUGGAGAUUUUGAGCAAUGGCAAGUACAAGAGUAUUGCACACCGGGCACUUGUGAAUAACAAAGCUACAAGGAUGUCCAUAGCUCUGGCACAUGGACCAGCACUAGACACGGUUAUGAGGCCAGAACCAGAGUUAGUUGACAAUGAAAGUGAUCAACCUGCAUAUGUUGAAAUGACAUAUAGCAAAUUUUUGGAAUUGCAGCAAACUGGGAGGCUGAGAUCUAAAUUCCAGUCGGAUAUUGAACAAAGCAAAGCAGUUUGAGCUAGUUGAUUGGUUUACAAAGCCAAUUUCUCAAUUUAGUGCUUUAUAAUAAUAAUGAAUAAAUGUUGGACAAUUUGGUUUAAUUUUAAAUUUGAGAGUUGAAAACUUAACUUAGACCAAAUUUAAGAUUUUCAGCCAUGUUGUUCUCAUGUUAGUUUGUUUGUUUGUUCGUUCUUUUUUUUUUUAGCAGAUGCUCACAUGUUUGUUGAAUUUAAUAUUUAGUAAUAAAUUUUAUUGGCUUAUUGCUAUCUAUGCUAUAGUUACUAUGUAAUAAAUGUCAUAUUUAGCACAUAA
Molecule: messenger RNA, 1484 nt
Organism: Quercus lobata
Lineage: Eukaryota; Viridiplantae; Streptophyta; Magnoliopsida; Fagales; Fagaceae
Product: protein DMR6-LIKE OXYGENASE 2-like
Exons: 4
Coding region: 87-1190 (367 amino acids)
Source: RefSeq, a predicted model, not a curated record